This is a messenger RNA of Gigantopelta aegis, 2401 nucleotides long. RefSeq names its product dynein regulatory complex subunit 3-like. The coding region runs from base 166 to 1752 and encodes 528 amino acids. The transcript has 11 exons. The record is from RefSeq and is a predicted model, not a curated record. Gene Ontology annotation, molecular function: protein binding. Lineage: Eukaryota; Metazoa; Mollusca; Gastropoda; Neomphalida; Peltospiridae.
AUCAACAAGACGCCAUUAAUGGUCAUGUUAAAGUAAUUAGAAGUGGUGUCAAAAUACGCAAUUAUGUUAAUUUCAUAACGAUUAUGCAAUUUAUUAUUUAAAACCUGUCUGCUGUCAGAGAACUUUUUUUUAAGAGCUUGUCGUUGAUUUAUCAGAACUGUCAAAAUGAGUCGACUGUAUGACACUGUGGAGCCCUCUGUGAUUGAUGAGGAAAUGCUCCAGGCGGCAGUUGAGGAACAAGGACCCAAAGAUGAAGCAGGAAAGAUAGCCAAAAUGGAAGGAAUUGAUUUUGUAGAGGUGACAUCACUGAGGCUUGACUUUAAAAAUAUUUUGAAGAUAGAUAAUUUAUGGGAAUUUACAAGUCUGGUAAAACUGCAGCUAGAUAAUAACAUUAUUGAGAAGAUUGAAGGUUUAGAUCUACUGGUCAACAUUGUUUGGCUUGAUUUAUCAUUCAACAACAUUGAGGCCAUUCAGGGUUUGGACAAGCUGACGAAGUUGGAGGACCUCACUCUGUAUAACAACCGGAUCUCUUGUGUGGAGAACAUGGAUUUGCUGGUCAACCUUCACAUCUUCUCUGUUGGCAACAACAACCUCAAAGAACUCGAAAAGGAUUUGGGCUAUCUGCGGAGGUUCAAGAAGCUGAAGACGCUGAACAUGAGUGGCAAUCAGUUUGAGGAGAUGGAGUUAUACAAGAUGAAAGUUAUUGCUUAUCUACCCAACCUCGAAUUUCUCGACUAUCGGCUCAUUGAUGAACAGUCCAGGAAUGCCGCAUAUGAGAAAUAUCAAUUAGGCAUGGAAGAACGCCUGGAUAAUGAUAGAAAAGACGAAGCGCGCAUGCAAAGACAACAGAGAGAGUCUAAGGAACUUGAACUGCACAAGGCUGCCUAUGUGGAGCAUUUGAAUGAUUCCAGCCUCUUUGACAGCAUGUAUGCCGAGGAUUCUGAAGGACAGAAGCUCAACACAAUGCCUCAGGUUAAAGAGAUGGUUGACGAUUUUGAAAAGAAGUUUAAUGCUGUGUGUGUGGAAAUCUUUAAAUACGGUCUAAAAGAGAACGACAAGAGAAAGGAAGAGGUCAGUAGUUUCUGGGAGUGUGUGGAGGAGGCCAAGUCAGAAAACAAGACCACUGGUAUGAAGAUGAUCGACACGUUUAUGGACGAAAAGAAGAAGGUGUUUGAGCAGAUCUUGCACUUGUCGGAAACGACUCUGGAGUCUGUGUUAAAUGUCUAUCAACAGAAGAUCUCGGACCUGUGGGACAAUCUGAUGGGAUUGGAGCUACAAUUGGUGGACCAGCUAGAGGAAGUGAUCAAGGACUUUGAGAGGAACAUGCAGGACUUGGUAUCAAGCUUCAUCGAGAACGUGCAGGGAUAUUUGACCCAGUGUCGUGACCUUGAGAACCUCCACCACGAGAGCAUGAUGGAGAUGGCCAUCAUAACUCUGGAGAAGGUCAUCAAAAAUGAGGUCGACGAAAAGGAAGUGCCAGAAGAUAUCAGAAUUCUGUUUGUGGAUAAAGACACCAUUAACAAUGCAGUGACCUCUUCCCACGAUGUGCACCUUUUAAAAAUAGACAACAAGGAAGAUGACAUAGUGACGCGGGUCAACCAGUGGCUGAAAAACAUGAUUGAGAAAAUCCAUGAGGAGGAGGAAAUCCGCCGCAACCGGAUGAGGGUGGCUGAGAUCAACCAUCUCAUUGAUCACCUGCGCGAGGAGAUCGACCUCCUGGAUCUAGGUGCAGGUGCAGGCGGACAGUACUGAUUCGGACAUGUCUUUUAAAAAAUAUAUUAAAUGGAACACUGACAAAAGAUUUUAGUUUUUGUGUGUCCAGUGACAAUGAAGCCAAAAGGGUGAAAGGAAACAAAAUUGUAAUGACACAGAAGCAGGACAUAUAACACACUUUAACAGGUCUGCCACUGAAUAUUGAUGAUGAUGAUGAUGAUGACAAAAUUUAAAAAGACAAGAAACUUACAUACAGAUAUUCAAAUGAAAUGUUAAACAUUUAAUCAGUAUUGGCUGUUCUGGUCUUACUAUCACGUAAAAAGAUGAUAAUGUAAAAUCAUAUGCCUAAACAAUAUGACAAUAUAAUUAAUGUUUUAUGAAUUUGUGAAAAAAAAAGUCUUUUAAAGUUUCAAAUACCAUUUUGAAAAACAAAUUCAAAUUCGAAAUUACUCUUUUGUUCUAAAUGCUUGGAUUGGUCGAACUGACAUCAUGUGACUAAAAGUAGUACAUGUAUAUCAGAACUGAUAAGCAAAGACUACUUCAUGCUACUGCUCCAUUCAUAUGGUGGUUAUAGUGAUCCUGUGUGGUACACUUCAAUGAACAUCAGAAAUGUUCUUAUAAUGUCAGUAUUUUCAACAAGAUGGUUUUAGUGGGAAGAGAGACUAUCCUGAGUUCGUUGCCAUUCUAA